AUGACCAACCACGAUGAAGAGAACACCCGACCGGACGAGCAGCCCGACAUUCUGAGGCGCCCAUCCUUGCUCUCGUCGCGUACCAUGUCCGACUCGGGUCGCCGCGCCUCUCACCAACACGUGCGCUUUUCCACCGAUCUCGAGAGGCCGAGCGAUGACCGCGCCAGCAAUGUCAAUCCCAAUCCCACUGCCAGUGCAACCGCCACUGGCAAUACCAAUAACAAUGACAAUGACAAUGACAACGCCGACACCGACCGUCGUCCUGGCUCACGAGGCCUCACUAUCGACACCAGACUUGCGCCGCCUACCGUCCGGUCUCCCGCUCGCUCGCCGACAUCCCCCCUUUCCCCGAGUGCCAUCUCCCCCAAUGCCAACCCUCUCGCCGCUGCGACCCUCUCCCCAACUUCGCCGCAGAGUCCAGAGUCCUCCAACAAUCGCUCCCGAUCGCGUAAUCGUGGCUACUCGCUCCGUCGGUCCAUUUUCAAUAAAACCAUCCAGAGCCCCGAUCAAGAUGCCUCCCCCGGCAUCAGCCCCCGGGCAUCGGUUGAAAUAACGGAAGCUCCUGCAUCCGGCGCACCUAGCCCGAUCGACGAGAAGCAUGAGUUACAGGUGCUCCCUACAGCCACGAUUGAAGUUCCCACCAAGGAAGAAGUCGCCACCUCUGUAUGGUCUGAUCCCUCGGAAGGCCCGCUGAAGGAGUACAUGUCUGUGGCUCAAGGCGAGUGGAAGAAGAAGAAGGCCGCUGGAGCGGUUAUCAUGACUCGCGUCGAGGCAUUCAUGACCACUUUGCAAAAGUUCAUCUUGCGCAUUAAGGAUAUUCCCCCAACAAAGGACGGCCGCCACAUCGAUCUCAACCCGUCAUUAGUUGAUACCUUGGUCGACGAGCGCACCGGAAAACCGUACAUCUCCAAUUGGAUUCGCUCGAGCCGCUACAGUUUCUGGAGUUUCUUCCCUCGACAGUUCUUUGCGCAGUUCACAAAGUUGGCCAAUUUCUAUUUUUUGGUUGUCGCCAUUUUGCAAAUGAUUCCGGGACUGAGCACGACCGGAACUUACACUACCAUCGUUCCACUUUUGAUCUUUGUUGGUAUCUCAAUGGGAAAAGAAGGAUUUGAUGACUGGCGCCGGUAUCGUCUCGACAAGGAGGAGAAUAAUCGAUACGCUUGGGUUCUUCGACCUGGUCAGUUGCCCGUCACGGACGGUGCGUCCAUGGCCAGUGGUGCUCACGACUGGGUCGAGAUCAAAUGGAAGGAGAUCCGUGUUGGUGAUGUGAUCAAACUCCAUCGUGACCAGCCCGUUCCUGCGGAUUUUGCCCUGCUGCAUGCUAAUGGUCCUAACGGGGUCGCUUACAUCGAGACCAUGGCCUUGGACGGCGAGACAAAUCUCAAGAAUAAACAACCAUGCCAGCCUGUCGCCAAAGGCUGCGCCACCGUUGACGAUAUAGUCAGCAAUGCGUUGCAUUUUGUCGUCGAGGACCCGAAUAUCGACCUGUACAAAUUCGACGGCCAUGUCACGGUCAAUGCCCAGCAGAAGCUGCCUCUUACCAACAAUGAAAUCGUCUACCGUGGUAGCAUUAUGCGGAAUACUGAUUGCGCAUACGGUAUGGUUAUCUAUACCGGCGAGGAGUGCAAGAUUCGCAUGAAUGCGAACAAGAACCCGCGCAUUAAGAAGCCUGCUCUGCAAGGCAAGGUCAACCGCGUGGUCGUGCUCAUUGUGCUGUUGGUUCUGAUUUUGGCUGCUGCAUGCACUAUUGCCUACACCUAUUGGUCUGAUGAUGUGGAGAAGCAUUCCUGGUACCUCAGCGAUGCUAGUGUGGAAAUUGGUCCAAUCUUCACCUCAUUCCUGAUCAUGUUCAAUACCAUGAUCCCCAUCUCGCUCUACGUCAGUAUGGAGAUCGUGAAGGUCGUCCAGAUGUUUCUUCUAAACGACAUUGACAUGUACGACCCGGAAACCAAUACGCCCCUCGAAGCACGCACUUCGACUAUCAACGAGGAGCUCGGCCAAGUGAGCUACAUUUUCUCUGACAAGACUGGUACUCUGACAAACAACUCCAUGCGCUUUCGCAAGAUGAGCGUUGCGGGUACCGCCUGGUUGCACGACCUUGACCUGCAAGAGGAGGCUGCUCGCGAAGGCGACCAGCACAAGCUCAUUCAUAAGAAGCGGAAUCUGAAAGGCAAGAAGACUGCAAACCGCAAGUCCAACGUUUCAGAUGCUCGCAUGGCUCCUCGUCCUUCUAAUAUCUCCGCCGGCCUGGAUGCCCUGCGGCCCCAUGGCCGUGCUGCCAAUUAUCGCACAGCUGAAAUGCUCGAGUACAUCCAGCGCAAGCCGUACACCGUUUUUGCUCGCAAGGCCAAGCUCUUCCUCCUGUCUAUCGCCCUCUGCCACACUUGUAUUCCCGAAAGAGGAUGA
Messenger RNA from Penicillium cosmopolitanum, 2406 nucleotides. RefSeq lists its product as uncharacterized. Gene Ontology annotation, cellular component: plasma membrane. Gene Ontology annotation, biological process: endocytic recycling; intracellular protein transport; phospholipid translocation. The coding region runs from base 1 to 2406 and encodes 801 amino acids. The transcript has a single exon. The record is from RefSeq and is a predicted model, not a curated record. NCBI's taxonomy places the organism in Eukaryota, Fungi, Ascomycota, Eurotiomycetes, Eurotiales, Aspergillaceae. Gene Ontology annotation, molecular function: ATP binding; ATPase-coupled intramembrane lipid carrier activity; magnesium ion binding.